UCGCCGCUUAAGCGAGAGUCGGAGCAAGUUGGAAGAGAGCGACGUUCUUUCUCCGGUUCGGUGUUUUUCCCGGAGAGUUCUCGGUUCACUUCUUCGUGAGCACGCGAAAUGCCGACCGUCUCGCGGUUGUACAAAUGGGCUCUCGGACUCGGCGCGGUGAGCGGUGCGAUACUCUAUUAUUACAAUGCGCACGGCAAAACGGAACCGUUGCGCGUUCACAACUCGUGGACGACGAAUUACACGCCUUCGGUCAAGUGGGAUCAUAACUGGGACAGACGAGAUCCACACAGUUUGGUGAAGCCAAUGAAAGUAAAUGAUGAGAACGAUGAGAACAAGUACAACGAAAAGUUCGAAGCAAAGAGAGCAAGGGCUGUGCGGCACAUACUCUUGAUUCGUCACGGACAAUAUCACACGAAUGGAAAGACGGACAUUGAGAGAGUGCUGACUGAACUUGGUAGAAAGCAGGCUGAAGCAACAGGAAAGAGACUAGCGGAAUUAAAUUUACCUUACUCACUGAUAGUGAGGUCUACAAUGACACGUGCUCUGGAAACUUCUCAAAUUAUAGAAAAGAAUCUUAUAAAUGUGCCAGUUGAAAAUGAUAGCUUAUUAGUCGAAGGUGCACCUAUACCUCCGGAGCCGCCUAUUGGUCAGUGGAAAUCUGAGAGACAUUUUUUCCAAGAUGGGCCCAGAAUAGAGGCAGCAUUUAGAAAAUAUUUUCAUCGUGCGGAAUCUAGUCAAGAUCGUGAUUCUUACACCAUCCUUGUAUGCCACGCAAACGUAAUCAGAUAUUUUGUUUGUCGGGCAUUGCAGUUUCCACCAGAAGCAUGGUUACGGAUAUGCUUGAAACAUGGAAGUAUCACUUGGCUCUGUAUUCUUCCCAGUGGUAGAGUUACUCUCUACUGUUUAGGAGAUACAGGACAUAUGUUACCACAAAAUGUAACAUCUAGUUAAAAAUGUACGGCUUUUUAUAUAACAUGACAUAUUUAUAAACAAUAUAUCAUUGAUAAGCUUGCGUAUAUCGAUAUGUGCACAUCGAGACUGCAUUCCACAAGUUGUACAAGUCGAUCUCAUAUCAUCUUUUUAUUAUAGAGAUAAUUUUUACGUAAUUUUCACAUUAGAUAGAAGUAUACAGUUGUAUAAAUGUGUGAAAAAGAAACUGAAUUCCUAAAGAAAUAUUUUCAAAUAAUAAGUAUACGAAAAGAAAUGGAUA
Cyphomyrmex costatus is the source of this 1210-nucleotide messenger RNA. Its product is annotated as Phosphoglycerate mutase 5. NCBI's taxonomy places the organism in Eukaryota, Metazoa, Arthropoda, Insecta, Hymenoptera, Formicidae. Gene Ontology annotation, molecular function: protein serine/threonine phosphatase activity. Bases 109 to 951 code for a protein of 280 amino acids. Gene Ontology annotation, cellular component: mitochondrion. Gene Ontology annotation, biological process: positive regulation of mitochondrial fission; peptidyl-threonine dephosphorylation. The record is from RefSeq and is a predicted model, not a curated record. The transcript is spliced from 5 exons.